Messenger RNA from Eruca vesicaria subsp. sativa (arugula), 563 nucleotides. The record is from the annotation of a GenBank genome assembly. Lineage: Eukaryota; Viridiplantae; Streptophyta; Magnoliopsida; Brassicales; Brassicaceae.
AAGAAACAAGAAAGGGUUUAAUGGCGAGCUUCGAUGUGAAGACGAUAGUCAAGGACAAGAGAUUCUGGGCAGCUUCCUUCCUCAUCGCCUGGGCUGCUGGUCUCCAGGGGCACAUGAUGUGGCUCCAGAGGCAAGAUUCUUUUAAGCAGAAAUUCGGAACAAUCGAUGAAGAAGAGCAGAAAUGAUUGAACCAUUUAGCUGCUUUUUUUGUGAGUCUUGAGGAUGGUUACAGAUUUGUUUUGAAAUAUUUAAUCAAAUGGUUAAGUAAACAUCAUAUUUUAUGGAGUUUUUUUUUGUUGUUGUUGUACUAAAGAAUUGCCAUCUUCUUCUUCAUUCUACAAUUAGUUUAUUUUAUUUUAUCAAGACUUCUAAUCCAGUGUGGUAUAUAGGAUCUCUGUAGUUGUUAAGAAGUGUCAAUAAAGAGGGAUGUUGUGUUUAUUAUUUUUCAGUGAACAAAGAUAAAGUGGGCGGUGGAGUUGAAUGAUUUCUCUUGUAAUUCACUCUCAACAGCUAAGCUUGUCCUUUGAUCAAAUCUUGUAGCUUUUCUUCGCUUAUAAUCCUUC